Messenger RNA from Thelazia callipaeda (thelaziosis nematode), 2277 nucleotides. NCBI's taxonomy places the organism in Eukaryota, Metazoa, Nematoda, Chromadorea, Rhabditida, Thelaziidae. The record is from the annotation of a GenBank genome assembly.
AUGAGACGUUUGGAACGUGAGUAUGAUGAUUUACAAGAAAUAGGACACGGUGGUUUUGGUAUUGUUUUUCGAGCUCGAUGUAUUGCCAAAGAUAAACCGUGGUAUGAUACAGAUGUCGCAGUGAAAAAGAUUGAUAUCAAGAGAGCACCAAGUUUUCGCGUAAAAUUGGAAUUGCAAGCUUUAUCUAAGUUGAUUCAUGACAAUAUUGUCAAAUUCUAUGAUGCAUUUCAAGAAAAUGGUGCACAGUAUAUCAUUAUGGAAUAUUGCAAGUAUCGGUCACUUCGAGAAUAUGUCAGAACAAAUGGAAAAAUGUCAGAUUUUUCAGCAGCAUACGUACUGAGACAGCUAGUAAGCGCAGUGAAGUAUAUACAUGAACAAAAUAUGAUUCAUCGUGAUCUCUCUGCAGGAAAUGUUCUUAUUUCGUCAGUAAGAGAAGACAAGUUGUUUAUUAAACUUGCUGAUUUUGGACUUGCAACAAAUUUUCGAAAAGGAGAUGUCGCGAAAACAAUGCUCGGUACUCCUGGAUACAUUGCACCGCAGGUGUAUAAUCGGCAUUAUAAUCAGAAAGCAGACGUUUAUUCUUUGGGUGGUAUAUUAUAUUUGAUGCUGACCGGAGAAGAUCCACCUCGAAAUCGCGAAAUUAAUCCAUUCAAGGAUGAUAUUUCUUUAGAAGGUGCAACGCUCAUUCAAAGUAUGAUGGAUCCACAUGAAGAGAGGCGCAUUGGUCUUGGAGAUAUAUCAAUGAGUGACUUCAUGAGAAAAGUUGAUGGGCUAAGUCUUCCAAUGAGCAGGUCUCGUGAUCUGUCGCGCGAAAAAACGCCGUAUCGAAAUAGUAACAACACUCACCAUUCCCCAGUAGCCAGGACUCAUUCAAAUCGUCCACCAGUGAAUGGAUACAAAUACAUUACUAAUGAUUCCGCAUUUGAAAGUGGUGAAAGCGCUCGUCCUUAUCAUGGAAGAUCUUCUUCGGAUCGCUAUCGUAACGGACCACCUCGUGUAAUGGACUGUCGUCAUAGUAAUUAUAACAAUAAUCAAUGCAUUAAAAUUCAUUAUAGGAUAAGCAAUGUAAGUGAACCUAAUAAUGUGGGAGCAACAGUAAGGGAUAUUAUUCCUCAUUAUGCGAGUCCUAAGAACAUAAAAGAAAAUCUGGAUGAUAACACAAAUAAACUAUCUUCUGCACUUACUUGGCCAAUUAAUGUGUCGCGUCUAGGACUUUCAGUGAUCGUACGCAAAACAGGGAGAUUUAUAUUCAAUGAAAAUGGAACUAUCGUUUAUGAGGCAACUGUUCGACAUCGAAGCCAAUCAGUUAGUCGAAAUUCUAACCUGAGUGAUGAAUCACUGAUAAAAUGGAUUGCCAUUAUUGAUAGGGCAGUUAAUGGCACACAAGUUUUUUCAACUUAUCAACCGGCUUGUAAAUGUGUGAUUCCAAAUAAAGAUAUGCCGUUGCUUCCAUGUAAUCCAACAACUUGCCGUACUUAUUCCAGUAAAGAACAACUGCUGCGCACAAAAGAUAAAGUGGACGAUAUUGCGCUAGCUUUGUACAGAAAGAUUCUCGAUGAAGUCAGUUUAGCUGGAGCACGUGUAGUGAAAAUAAUGUUCAAGCCAUCAUCUAAUACUACUGCUAGAUUGAUGGAAAAUGGCGAUUUUCGAGUUAAAUUCCAAGAUGGACGCUUAGCAUUGUUAAAAAAAAAUGCAAACUCCAUUUCUGUUACAUCAAGCGAUAAAGCACCAGAAGUUCUUUCAAGUGGUGCGAUAUUUUUCUUAAUAGAUUUUUUUCUGCCCUUGUAUUUUUCAGGAGAAAAGCGCAUGUUUGAAUGCGCUCAUACAGAUGCGCUUUUGUUAGAAACAUUUCUGGAGAGCGUAUCAUUUCAGAUUGUCAAGCCAUUUCCAUUUCACUUCUCUAGCAGCAGGUUUUGUUCUAUUAUUUAUAGUCUUGUUUGUGUUGUUUACCCUCUUGCUGAAAGGAAUUUUUUUCCGCAGAGCUUGGCGGGUUUAACUAAUCAGCUUCCGUCAAAAAAUUACGGCUCUCUGGAUCAUUUACCAAAACAAUAUCGUGCACCACUACGUGAUCGAAAUAUUUCCUCAUUGCCAAAAGCAGAAAACGGGAUUCGAAUGCUCACGGAGGGUGAAUAUAUAUUGCGUGGUCAGCUGGAAAAUGGUGUGCAAAUUCCAACACGAAUAAUUUCAAAUGGAUUAAAAACCCCUCUAGAAUUACGAAUAUCAUCAACUGAUCCACGAAUUUUUGUUUUUAAGGAAGGCAGUGAAGAAAUGAGGUAA